GACUCUCCCCCUCUUUCAACCACACACACACUCUCUCUCUCUCUUGAGUCUUGAGUCUUGAGUCUUGAGCAUGCAGCAGGAAGAGAAGAAGAUGAAGGUGAAGAAGGGGUUUCUGGCGGUUCAAGUGAUGGGUUUAGAAGACGAAGAAGAAGAAGAAGAAGAAGAAGGAGGGUCCCCAUCCUCCUCUCGGAGAUUCGUGAUCCCCAUCUCCUACCUCUACCACCCUCUCUUCAAGCGCCUUCUCGACAAAGCCUACGACGUUUACGGCUACCACACCGACGGCCCCCUCAAGCUCCCUUGCUCCGUCGACGACUUCCUCCACCUCCGCUGGCGAAUCCACAAAGAGUCCUCUCCCCACCCACACCACCACACCCACCCUCUCGCUCUCCACUUCCACUCCUGCUAACAACAGAUUAUCUUUUUUACUUUUUAGGACAUGCCCUUCUUCUCAUGUACUCUACAUCAUCAUCAAAAUUGAACAUAUAUAUACUUCCUUUCCAAUUCAUCUUUUUCUA
Cajanus cajan (pigeon pea) is the source of this 515-nucleotide messenger RNA. Its product is annotated as auxin-induced protein 6B. Gene Ontology annotation, biological process: response to auxin. The record is from RefSeq and is a predicted model, not a curated record. Lineage: Eukaryota; Viridiplantae; Streptophyta; Magnoliopsida; Fabales; Fabaceae.